GUCCUGGGGAGAAAGAAUCACUGCUGUGAGGUCACUCUGGGUCUGCAGUUGGAACCUGCAGUCACAGUCUAGCUGGGUAAAAGCCUGUAUUCUGAGUCUGCAAACCAACACCUGCAGUCAUAAUUUAGCAGGAAACAGCCAGCAGUCAGAGGCUGCAAUGGAAACCUACAGCAGGAGCUUGCUGCAGCCAGAGUCAGUGAAUGGUUGGAGUCAGGAUGGCCGAGCUGUAAAGAGGAGUAAACUAGGACCCUUUUCAUGCUGUGUUUGGCUCAUGGGAACAAGACAAUGGAAAAUAAGCAUGACUACAGUCAUUGUCCUUCUGGCUGCAGUGAUCGCCCUGAUCAUUGGUUUUGGUGUCUCAGGAAAACACUCCAUCAGUGUGACGGUGCUGACGUCUCCAGGGAACAUUGGCCAGCGCGGCAUCCUGGGCUGCACUUUUGAGCCCGACAUCCGGAGGGACAGCAUAGCAAUCCAGUGGGCCAAGGAGGGGGUAGCUGGGCUGGUUCACGAGUUUAAGGGUGGGAAGGACCACCUGCAAGAGCAAGAUCCCUCAUUUCAGGGCCGCACGGCCUUGUUUGUGGAGCAGGUGAUCGGCGGGAAUGCUUCCCUGGAGCUGAGGGAUGUGCAGCUCUCUGAUGCUGGCACCUACCAGUGCUCUGUCACCACAGCCAGAGGGAGUGGGGCAGCGGUGCUGCGGUACAGGACAGGAGCCUUCAGCAUCCCCAUGGUGCAGGUGGAGAGCAGCAGCCGUGGGGACGCGCUGCAGUGCGAAGCCCCGCGCUGGUUCCCUUGCCCUGCCGUGCGCUGGGCGGCCCACGGUGACACUGGGGAGAACCUGCCCCACGCUGCCAACACCAGCUACGAGCUGAACCCCGAAAACAUCACUGUGAAGGUGACUUCCCUCCUGCACAACAUCACUGCUAACGCCACCUACACCUGCGUGAUUGAGAACAGCAUUGCCAAGGCUGUGGUCAACAUCGGAGUGACAGAUUUCAGAAUUACAAAGGUGACUAACUCGAUGAGCCUGAAUGCAGAGUCAGUGUCAUCCUCCUUUCCAGCCUGUCACUGGAUGCUUCUUCUUCCCUUGUACCUGCUGGCAAUAUAAAACCUCUAUAAAGCGACUGGAAACUGCUGGGUCUGGAGACCAGGUACUACAGCUGUGUUGAUGGCAGGACUCACUUCAGGCUUUCCUCCCUCUGGGGAUGAGGACUUCAGGAGCUCCUGCUGGUUCCAGAGCACACAGUAGCACAAACAUGAAAUGAGCUGAUUUUUCUUGUGUUACUAUUUCUUACCCACACCAAAACCAGGAUAUUUUGCUUGGCUUCACAAAGAGAACAAGGAAUGUGAUAAGGAAAAUUGCAUAAAGCAAAAGUUCUGAUUGCAGAACAAGAUCUGUUCCCUUGUCUGAUCUAACACAGUGACCAGAACUCUGAUCACGGGCAGAAAUUCAGACACAAACAGGAAAAGGGUUUCCCACAAUACAGCUGAGAACAGCUCCUUCAGAAUACUAAAAGCAGGCAAAUCUUAACUCCCCCCAAAGAGAUUUGAUUCACCCAUCCCUUGGCUUGUGAUUCUCUGGCUGUACUAAUAAAACUGUGAAUAAGAGAGCCAGCUAUUCUCCAUCUUCUUGGAGUGCUAAAAUCAAACUCCCCUUCUGAAAAAGAUGCGAAUGGCAGAACAGCAACGGGUUAGAAAACUGCCAGCAAGCUUGGAAUAUCCUGGCAAAGACAAACCACAUCUAAAGUCCUGUAGGAGGAGUGAUGAUUGGAUUUGUAAUGUGAAAUGAAAGAGGAACAGAUAAGUAGACACCAGACAGAAAACUACCAUACAGUAUGAGGAGGAAAAGAAAACCAGCAAGAUACUACCGGCAGGUUCAAAUUUAGAAGCAAAGUUACUAAACUGAGAUAGAGCCUUUUUAUUUUUUUUUUAAAUAAGUGUUAUCUGGCACUUCCUAUCUAUUUCUGUCUGUUACUGUGUUCUUGCAUGACCACUUUCAGUUGCACUUUUUAACCGGAUUUGAUCUUUGUCUUAUCACUUACUGUCAACAUUUUCCUCAGGCUGAGAUAAGUUUAUUUGGGGGUUUUUUUCAUUUUGUUUUCUUUCUGGAGGGCGGAGAGUAAGCUUUAGUAAAAUCUUUACUGUAACUGUUUUGCAGAAAGCACCCACAGAAAAUAAGGCUGUCACAGCAACAUUUGCAGACUUCUGCUUUAAGUUAUUUUGGCAACCUUUUAGGAUGGAGUCUCAGAACUUUAAUGAAUGGUGGCACCUAUCAGGUCUUGUGCCACUCACACUUUGGUCUCAGAAGUGGUCAGCAGGCCUUGAGAGGGAAGGUACUUUACUCAGGCUCAAUAAACCCACUGCCUGUAUCACAGCUCAGUGCCUGCCUCUUCUUACCAGCCCCACCUGAUGGUCAGGCUGCUAUUCAUAAACUGCAAAACAAUGCCCAAAUAAUCUUGUCAUUUAGUCCUAUGAUUUAGUCUCCAAACAGCAGCUUACU
Messenger RNA from Hirundo rustica (Barn swallow), 2497 nucleotides. RefSeq names its product V-set domain containing T cell activation inhibitor 1 (gene VTCN1). The record is from RefSeq and is a predicted model, not a curated record. Lineage: Eukaryota; Metazoa; Chordata; Aves; Passeriformes; Hirundinidae. The transcript is spliced from 7 exons. Bases 158 to 1105 code for a protein of 315 amino acids.